CUCAACGCCUCGAUGGAGAGAUCCGAAUCUUCUUCUCGGGUUUCUGCUCCGUACACGGGGAAGAGGACUUUGUACGGUGAUAAGUAUGUCGACGUUAUGAAGUCGUACUAUGAUUACGUCAAAAGCAGGAUAAGGAUCGGUGUUGAAGGGUACAGUACUUCCCUUAAACCUAUUGAUCUCUACCGGGCUUUGGAGAGUCUUUUCAAGACAUGUGGAGAAGUCCACAACAUCCAGAUUCGCAGAGAUCCAGUGACAAAUGCACUCCAGAGGUCGUGUAUUGUUAUCCUUCGUGGAGAAGGCGCAGGAGACAAAGCCUUGCAACUCAAUGGAAGUGACAUUGGAGGAAGUAAGAUUGUCGUUACGAGUUUGCCUUCAGAACUCAGUGACUCAGCACUGGGUUGAGUACUGAUGUACUCGCUGCUAGGAGCGUGGCACAUAAUCGAAGAAAGCGUAGCGAAGGCAUAUCCGUUACUGGAUAUGACACUUCACUUACUAAAGAUGAUUUGAAGAAUGCUUUGACUAACCAUUUCUCCACAUGUGGCGAGAUUACCGACGA
Brassica napus (rape) is the source of this 556-nucleotide messenger RNA. Its product is annotated as nucleolin 1-like. NCBI's taxonomy places the organism in Eukaryota, Viridiplantae, Streptophyta, Magnoliopsida, Brassicales, Brassicaceae. The coding region runs from base 13 to 402 and encodes 129 amino acids. The transcript has 4 exons. Gene Ontology annotation, molecular function: RNA binding. The record is from RefSeq and is a predicted model, not a curated record.